This is a messenger RNA of Pterocles gutturalis (yellow-throated sandgrouse), 592 nucleotides long. RefSeq names its product dynactin 1 (gene DCTN1). The annotation marks the transcript as partial. Lineage: Eukaryota; Metazoa; Chordata; Aves; Pterocliformes; Pteroclidae. The record is from RefSeq and is a predicted model, not a curated record. The transcript has 5 exons.
GAAGCCAAGGAUGCCCUGGAAGCCAAGGAGCGGUACAUGGAGGAGAUGGCGGACACCGCCGACGCCAUCGAGAUGGCCACGCUGGACAAGGAGAUGGCGGAGGAGCGCGCCGAGUCCCUGCAGCAGGAGGUGGACUCCCUGAAGGAGAAGGUGGAAUAUCUCACCAUGGAUCUGGAGAUCCUGAAGCACGAGAUCGAAGAGAAAGGCUCGGACGGAGCAGCGUCCAGUUACCAAGUCAAGCAGCUGGAGGAGCAGAACGCGAGGCUCAAGGAAGCGCUUGUGAGGAUGCGGGACUUGUCGGCAUCGGAGAAGCAGGAACACGUGAAGCUCCAGAAGCAAAUGGAGAAGAAAAACACGGAGCUGGAGUCCCUGCGGCAGCAGAGGGAGAAGCUGCAGGAGGAGGUGAAGCAGGCGGAGAAAACGGUCGAUGAGCUGAAGGAGCAGGUGGACGCGGCUUUGGGUGCCGAAGAGAUGGUGGAGACCCUGACGGAGAGAAACUUGGACCUGGAGGAGAAGGUCCGGGAGCUGCGCGAGACCGUUGGGGACCUGGAAGCCAUGAACGAGAUGAACGACGAGCUGCAGGAGAACGCCC